Parasteatoda tepidariorum (common house spider) is the source of this 1363-nucleotide messenger RNA. RefSeq lists its product as uncharacterized. Gene Ontology annotation, cellular component: membrane; septate junction. Gene Ontology annotation, biological process: regulation of tube size, open tracheal system; septate junction assembly. NCBI's taxonomy places the organism in Eukaryota, Metazoa, Arthropoda, Arachnida, Araneae, Theridiidae. The record is from RefSeq and is a predicted model, not a curated record.
CAAAAGCUAAAAGCAAAGUAUUGGUUGAUAACAAUACUCUUACUUUGUACGUUUUUUGUUUAAUGUACUCACAGUUCUAUCAGUUUAUUACGUUUUUAAAGUUUAAAAAAGUAGUCACUGUUCACUGUAUGUUGUAAAUAGUUUACAAACAGCUACUGGGGAAACGCAUUGAACAUUGACUUGAUUUAUGCGUAUUUUGUAUCAUUAAAUGUCAAAAUAAGAUAAACAAAAGACUGUUAGGUAAUCCAGGAUGCUAAUUCAGCAAUUUUAACAUCGUAUCUCAUCGUUUUUAUGCUACAAGAAAUAAAUUUAUGGCUACUUAACUAAAAAAAUAAUGAGAUUUAAAUUAUUUAAUUGCAAAUCACCCUACAGUGUUGGAGCUUUUGCAUUUGCAAUUUUAGGUUGUUUAACACUAAUAAUUGCAUUAUCAAGUCCAUACUGGCUUGUAUCGAAUCCUGAUUCUGGUUCUAAUUUCGUUCGAUUGGGUUUGUGGAAUGUUUGCUUUAAAGAGUAUCGUCAUCCAUCUUUGAAGUUUGAUAGUAUAUUUGAUGGCUGUUAUUCAUUCCAUGGUCAUCGGUCUGAAACUAUUCGGAAUUUAUUACAACCAGGAUGGUUUGUUUUAGUUCAGUGUUUGACAACAUGUGCUACUUUGUUGUCAGCUCUAAGCAUAUGUUUGCUGGCAUAUAUGACAUUGCAAGUUGAAAGGGAGAUCAAAAUAUUUGUGUCAGCAUUUGUGUUUGUUUUGGAAGCUCUUUCUGCUCUUCUUGCAUUCCUCGGAGCUUGCGUGUUUGGAGCUAUGAGUUUUGAGCGGUCGUGGAUUCAGUUUCCCAAGUCCAACUCACUCUCGUGGGGCUAUGGUUUUGUCGUAUUAUCUGCCAUACUGCUGUGCACUGCGGCUGGAUGUCUUCUGGUUCAUGUGUUCAGAAUGAGGAGAAAUCUCUACAGGAACAACAUACUGUAUCACAUACCUGUUUCUUACAGAAUUUGAAAUCUUCUCAACUAAUCAGUGGCUGCUGAUAUAUUUUUUAUAACAUUUUCAUCAUAGUAUGUAAUUCAUGAAAUUUAAAUGAGAUAUACCCAAUUUACCACGAGGUUCCUUCCAAUUAGUUGAAUAUAGCACUAUAUGAGUGCUAUUAGUAACCGGUGAAGCCUAAUCUAGCCUUUAUAAAGAGACUGUAAAUAUUGGCUUGAUUUUAUAGUCAUAUAGUAAUAAAUUUUGCCAGGGUUUAUGUAUUAUGGCGGUAAAAAAAAGAUGAACAUACAUGCAUGUGAUUUAUUAGUAAACAUGUUAGAUUUAUUUUUAAAUUAUAAAUUAAUUUUGCUUUAGUGUUCGAUACUUUUCUAUUUACUUUAGGUUAGGGUU